ACCAUGGGUCUGACUAAUUUGGGCGCCAAUGACGUCACGAGGAGGCGAGUGUUUCAGCCAAUGAGCGACGGAAGCCCCGCUCCUCAUCACCUCCUCAGUGUUUCUAUCAUGGGGAAGGUGAGCUGUUGCUCACGGUGUCCCUAUUAAAGGACUCGCGGAUCUGUUUCUGCGCUCAGGAACGUUGAGGAAAUUCUUUGCAAAGGAGGGCCCCGGUGACCGAAGCGAGAUGGAAAGUGGGGAAGACUGUGUCCUCAGGUCCCGCAGCCGAGACACCCCAAAGAUGCCGAGCUUUUUUGACCUGGAUAGCUCUUUGGAUGGGGGCUCUAGUCCAGGGACACCUCCGCAAAGUAAUGGCGACAAUCACAUCACCAGCAACGGCAAAAUUGAAGUAGAACAUGUGAUCAGCAAAAAGCUACAACUUAAAAGGAAAGCAGAGUACCUAAAGAGUGACUUGCUGCGUCAGUUUGACAGCCAAGUCAAUGACUUCAUGGACAGUCUAAUUGAAGAAUCAGCCAGCCUUGAAGCAGCACCUGUAUCUGCCGUCUUCUCACCUCCACUGUCUGAGAAAGAGAGGAGCAAACUUAGGUACUUUCGACCUCCCCAUGGCCAAGGAAAGCAGUUUGUAAGUCGCAGAUCCCUUCUGGAUGAGCUGUUUGAAGUGAACCACAUCAGGACUAUCUACCACAUGUUCAUUGCCCUGCUCAUUAUCUUUAUUCUCAGCACACUUGUGGUAGAUUUCAUUGAUGAAGGCAGACUGGUGCUGGACUUUGAUCUGCUGGUUUAUGCAUUUGGACAAUUGCCUCUGGUGGUGUGCACAUGGAUCUGUAUGUUCCUGUCUGUGCUGCUCGUUCCCUACACCCUAUUCUACCUGUGGUCACAGAGCCAGUCAGGCUCUUAUGGUCACACCAGGUUGUACAGUUUGCUGCUUGGCUCUGUAUUCCUCUUCUACCAAGCUCUGGGUUUGGGAUUCCUGCCCACAUAUGUAGUGGUGACCAAUAGUUUGCCACCUGCAUCCUGCUUUAUCAUCAUCCUGGAACAGGUACGUUUAAUGAUGAAAGCCCACUCCUUUGUCAGGGAGAAUGUGCCAAAGGUUCUGACUUGGGCUAAAGACAAGGCCAGUCCUGGCCCAGUGGUACCUCAAGUUUCUCAUUAUCUCUACUUCCUGUUUGCGCCCACACUGAUUUACAGAGACAAGUACCCCAGGAACCCAGUGAUCAGAUGGAGCUAUGUAGCCACAAAGUUCCUUCAGGUACUUGGCUCUCUGUUUUAUGCAUAUUACGUGUUUGUGCGGCUGUGCAUCCCACAGUUUCACAGCAUCAGUCUGCAACUGUUUGAUCUGCGGGCUAUGGUCCUCUGUGUCUUCAACUCCAUAUUACCAGGAGUGUUGGUUCUCUUCCUGGGGUUCUUUGCUUUUCUCCACUGUUGGCUCAAUGCUUUUGCUGAGAUGCUUCGCUUUGCAGACAGGAUGUUUUAUAAGGACUGGUGGAAUUCAACCUCUUUUGCCAAUUACUACCGCACUUGGAAUGUAGUGGUCCAUGACUGGUUGUAUUACUAUGUGUACCGGGACUUCCUGUGGAUGUCUCAGAAGCGUUUCCGGGCAGCAGCCAUGUUUUUUGUGUUUACAGUGUCUGCGGUGGUCCAUGAGUACAUUCUUGCAGUUUGCUUUGGUUUCUUCUAUCCUGUGCUGUUCUGCCUCUUCAUGUGCUUUGGAAUGAUGUUCAACUUUAUAUUGCAUGACCAAAGGAAAGGCCCCAUUUGGAACAUAAUUAUGUGGACGUCCCUGUUCCUGGGUCAGGGAGUCAUAAUCUGUCUGUACUCCCAGGAGUGGUAUGCCCAGCGCUACUGCCCUCUGAAGGAGUCUAACUUCCUGGAGAUGCUGAAGCCUCGUUCCUGGAGUUGUCAGAGAGGGCUGAUGGGAAACUCUGAAAGACUUUGACCUGUGAUGGAACUUUCAGAAUGAGGAGCUCAAGCAGCUUUUCUGUUAACAUCAUAACUUCCGGUCCUCUGUUUGUUUAAUUUUAUUGCACAUAAGAUUAUAAGUCUAAGUCUGUAUGAAUGUAUGGGAGAGUAUCUGCUGAAAUGCCAAAAACGGCUGUCACAAUGAUGCCUUAUAUGUUUAAAGUUUUCAAAGAUAACCCCACAAAAAACAAGAGUUCAAGUUCACGUUAAAGCACUUGUGAGCUUCUACUUUUAUGCACUAUAGAUGUUUGUAGUAUCCCUUUGCCUUGAUCAACUGUGAAACAACUCCUUGUACCAAUAAGACCGUGGCAAUAAUGACAUGGCAGCUGAAUACAAACAUUACACAGUGCAAACAUUGUUCACAUGUGCAGUAAUUGUUAAUAUUUAACAACAUUUGCAGUUGCUACUCCAUUGCAGAGAGCUUUCAGUGUUGUAAGGAAAGACUAAAAAAUUUAUUUAUUUUCAGUGUUGAGCCCUGUUUGGUGUUUUGUAUAAAUCUGAGAAACUGGUUUCUGUAUUAUAAUUUUAGGGAUGGAAUCAUGUUCAUAUAAAAGAAAACCUAAUGAUGGUAUAUAACAUGGAGUCAUGAUGUUGUAGUGAGGAAGUAAUUUUAUAUCUGAAACCCUGAUGAUUCAGUCAUCAAGCAGACUGCUGUGGUCACUUUUCUGAUGAUCUCCAGCUGCCACCCCACAAGUUAGGAUGUUGUGUACUCAUAAAUUAUAAUCUGAAAUCUGUGAACUUACACUGAAUAGUGAAAUCCAUCUAAGAAAAUGUCAAAAUAGUGGUGUUGUGCUGUACAUAGUAAAUAUAGAGUACUAGAUAUACUCUUAGUGAUUCAUUCAAGUGCCACAUUUGCAUUAUUAGGAUAGUUUCUUGAGAAUCCAGAUGUUUUGCUUAUAACCAAUGUUAAGAAUUCCGUAAAAUGAUUUCAGAUAUAAUACCACUAUACAUUUGUAAAUUUUGUAAUCAUAUUUGACAAGCACUAAGGGCUGAAGUUCACAGUGUCAGAUAAUCAGUGCAUUAAAUCUGCAUUUAUUGUUUAAGUAUUUUUAGUCAUCUUUAAAUCAGACUAAUUUAUUAAUAUGUUCAAUCUAUUUUCUGUUGUAAUGAUGUAUUGAUUGUUUUUUGAAGAGGCUAUUCAUGUUUUAAUACAGGGAAACUGUGUUAAUGCUUAUGAAAAAUAAGAUGCACAAUACAACGUAAAAACCAGUAAAAAUCAUCUAUAAAAACUGCAGAAAUUGCACAUUAAUAAAAUGGAUGGCCACAAGGUGGCAAUGUA
Molecule: messenger RNA, 3238 nt
Organism: Melanotaenia boesemani (Boeseman's rainbowfish)
Lineage: Eukaryota; Metazoa; Chordata; Actinopteri; Atheriniformes; Melanotaeniidae
Gene: soat1
Product: sterol O-acyltransferase 1
Exons: 16
Coding region: 227-1936 (569 amino acids)
Biological process (GO): cholesterol efflux; cholesterol metabolic process
Cellular component (GO): endoplasmic reticulum membrane
Molecular function (GO): cholesterol binding; cholesterol O-acyltransferase activity; fatty-acyl-CoA binding
Source: RefSeq, a predicted model, not a curated record